GCUUGUUGUUGCAGGGGAAGCUACGUUGAAUUUGUGUGCGGGUGUUUUUUUUAAUAUUAAAGCGAGAAAUACAAGUGUGUGACGUCCAAUAGCUAAAUUAUUGUGCUCAUCCAAGCAAUCGUUAUACAUUUAAAAAAAGACUGAAUUUGUGCAAGUGUUAGUGCAAUAAAAAAAUACCCGCUGCAGACAGCGAAAUAAAAGUAAAUACAAUUUUUUCCAAGCCACGGCUUGUGGGUGUCUGCUUAGCAUCCCCGUGUAUGUGUAUAAAUGUUAAUGUAACCAAAUGGACGACGAAGGCGCAGCAAACAGAUGAUAUUCACGCUAAUAAAAAAAAACAGCAGCAGCACCAGCAGCAGUAGCAGUAACAACAACAACAACAAAUGCGAAGCGCAGCAAAAUAUAUGUAGGAGCCCCAGCCAUAUUAUUCAAUGAGCGUGUGUGUGGUUGCUUGCGUGCGUGUGUGAGUGAGUGUAUAUAAAAGAAAAUUAGAUAAAAAGUAAAAUGAAAUUAGCGCACGCCUGAAAUUCAAGUUUCAACUAAACUCAAAUUGUAUGCGAAUUUAAACUGAAUGCGUCUGUGUACAAUUGUUUGUAUGUAUGCAUGUGUGUGUGCAUUUAAAAGCAAUUUUCAUCAACAAAAAUUUUCUCUUUGUAUGCGUGCGUGAAAACUAAAGUGCUGCCACCUGCCAUUUGCCAGAUGCAAUUGCAAUUGCAUUGAUUUAUAUAUAAAAAAUUUAAAACAACAAAAAAUUCAUAUAUUUAUGUACACACGCAUCUAAAUACAUUGACACACACACACACAGGCACACAUGCAUAUGUAUGAAUACAUAUGCUGCUGACUGAUAAAAAAGAGGCAGAUGCCAGAGCUUUUGAUACAUACAAAGGAGCAACAACAAGAACAACAACAACGAGUGGCUUGUUGAGCAGCUAAAGUCAACGCAACAUUUGCUGCAGCGCCAGCAGCAGCGGAAGCGGCAGCGGCAGCCUUCCCAUCCAACUCUCUUCCUCUCUCUCUCUCUCUCUCUCUCUCUCUGUUAUACAGGACACACAUCGAUUGUGUUGGCAACACACAUUGUUAGCUAGCCCAUAAGAGAUCUCCAAUGUCCAAUAAAAUUAAUCCAAAGCGCCGUGAACCGACAGCAGCAGCAGCAGUAGCAGCAGCCACGGCAGUGGUGGCCACCAACACGAGCAGCUCAACGGGCUCCAGUGCGGGCAACACAACAUCAUCGGCAAACACAUCGUCCUCAUCCAGCUCCUCACUGUCGUCCGCCGGUGGCGGUGAUGCUGGCAUGUCCGCCGAUUUGACAUCGCUCUUCGAAUGUCCCGUUUGCUUUGACUAUGUGCUGCCGCCCAUACUCCAAUGCUCCAGCGGUCAUCUGGUCUGCGUAUCGUGCCGCUCCAAGCUAACAUGCUGUCCCACCUGUCGUGGCCCCCUGGCCAAUAUACGCAAUCUGGCCAUGGAAAAGGUUGCUUCCAACGUCAAAUUUCCAUGCAAACAUUCGGGCUACGGCUGCACCGCCUCGCUGGUCUACACCGAGAAGACCGAACACGAGGAAACCUGCGAAUGCCGGCCGUAUCUCUGCCCCUGUCCGGGCGCCUCGUGCAAAUGGCAGGGCCCACUCGAUCUAGUCAUGCAGCAUCUGAUGAUGUCACACAAGAGCAUCACCACGCUACAGGGCGAAGAUAUCGUAUUCCUGGCCACCGAUAUUAAUCUGCCCGGCGCCGUUGACUGGGUGAUGAUGCAGUCCUGCUUCGGGCAUCAUUUCAUGCUGGUGCUGGAGAAGCAGGAGAAAUACGAUGGACAUCAGCAGUUCUUCGCCAUUGUGCAGCUAAUUGGAUCACGCAAGGAGGCAGAGAACUUUGUCUAUCGCCUGGAGCUGAAUGGCAAUCGACGUCGCCUCACCUGGGAGGCAAUGCCGCGUUCCAUACACGAGGGCGUUGCCUCGGCCAUACAUAAUUCGGAUUGCCUGGUGUUUGAUACAUCGAUUGCGCAGCUCUUUGCCGACAAUGGAAAUCUGGGCAUCAAUGUAACCAUAUCUCUGGUCUAAGGGCAGACAGGCGCGCUAAAGGAGGCGAAGACGUUUCUAAAACGGAUUUCUUCAAACGGCAGUUACACAUACAAAUACACAUACAAACAAACACACACACACACACACAUACACAUAUAGUAUAUAUACAUUAGUAUAUUAUAUAGCUACUCUACAUUGAAGUAUGUUUAUAUGUCUGUCUGUCAGUCAAGUCAGUCUGAUAGUUCUCUUGCCCUCGCUGGCGCUAAUUUGUAGCUUUAGGUUAUUUCUAUUAUUCGAAUAAUAUAGUGGAAGUGGAAGUGGAAGCGGAGAAGGAAGGAAGUUCGAUCGUAAACACAUUUAAACAAGCUAGGUUUUUUUUAAGUGGGUUCUUUUAGUUUAAUUUAGUUUGUAAGCCGCAAACAAAACAACACACAAAUAUACAAACUAAACAUAAUACAUACAUCAACAAUUUACAUCAUAUACACAUCAAACUAACUGAGAGCCGCCUAGUUUAGUUAAUGUAAAUUAUUUUAUACUAAUAACUAAAUACAAGAACUCUUUAAAUGUAAAUGCUUUCUCAAAAGUAAACAUCACUUUUCACCACAAGCAACUUAAUGAUUGUAACUAAAUGUGUUUUUGGUUUUCUAUAAACAAAUUUUUGUAUACAUUUUCAAAAGACACUUACAUUAUGUAAAAUAUUUUCUUAAACAAAAAACACAAGUGAAGAAAAAACGCAGCAAUGCAAAUUCUUGCUGCAGCAAUUUUAUUUUUAAAAACAUAUUUAGUUUAAUACACACACAUACAGAUACACUUACACACACUA
This is a messenger RNA of Drosophila busckii, 2831 nucleotides long. It is a transcript of the gene sina, whose product is annotated as E3 ubiquitin-protein ligase sina. NCBI's taxonomy places the organism in Eukaryota, Metazoa, Arthropoda, Insecta, Diptera, Drosophilidae. The coding region runs from base 1100 to 2047 and encodes 315 amino acids. Gene Ontology annotation, molecular function: ubiquitin conjugating enzyme binding; ubiquitin protein ligase activity; zinc ion binding. Gene Ontology annotation, cellular component: cytoplasm. Gene Ontology annotation, biological process: multicellular organism development; proteasome-mediated ubiquitin-dependent protein catabolic process. The record is from RefSeq and is a predicted model, not a curated record. The transcript is spliced from 2 exons.